This is a messenger RNA of Paramisgurnus dabryanus, 1093 nucleotides long. NCBI's taxonomy places the organism in Eukaryota, Metazoa, Chordata, Actinopteri, Cypriniformes, Cobitidae. The record is from RefSeq and is a predicted model, not a curated record.
AUUGUUAAAAGGAGGUCAGUUAAGGUUUCGUCUAGCAAGGACCAUGACAGCUCCAUUAAGAUCACUUGCUGAAGAUUAUCCAAGAUACCUCAAAUCAUUUGAACUCUUUCUGGAUCGCUCAUCAGAGCACCAAUGUAUGCAGGACUUCAUCCAUAAUACUCUUCCAGACAUACUGGGAAGCAUUGGUGGAGGACGGCCCGUUUUUAAUGUAAUGGGUGUAGGGAGUGGUACAGGUGAGAAUGAUUUAGAGAUGCUAGCACAGCUACACUUUAAACAUCCACUUGUCAAAGUUAACAAUGAAGUGGUGGAACCGAGCACUGACAUGUUACACAAGUAUAAAGUUCUUGUGUCAAAAACGCCAAAUCUUGAUUAUAUUAACUUCACGUGGAAUAAGAUGACAGCUUCAGAAUUUGAAAAACAUUGGCAGGAGAAAAACCUUGGAAAAAAGAUGGACUUCAUUCACUUGAUACAGAUGCUGUAUUAUGUGAAAGAUCCAGAGGCCACUGUCUCAUUUUUCCGGAGUCUUUUAGAUAAAGAUGGAAAACUCUUAAUCAGUCUGGUGUCAGGUGAGGGUGGAUGGGUGACAUUAUUCAAGACCUACCGAACUGCUCUCUGUAACCCUGAGAUCAGCCAGUCUGUCAAUAUGGGAGAUAUAAAGACCUUCUUGGAUACCAAGGACAUCCCAUACACUAAAUAUGUGCUUCAGUCCCAUAUGGACAUCACAGAGUGUUUCACAGAGGGAGAUGAGGUCGGAGAACUGCUGUUGGAUUUCUUAACUGAGGUGGUAGAGUUCAGUAAGAACGCUCCUGAGGACCUGAAGAAAGGAGUGCUGGACUUACUGAGACAUCCAGACUGCAGUAAAGAGGUGGACGGCAGGAUAAUGUUCAACAGUAGCAUGGAUGUCAUAGUGGUUGAGCCGUAGCCCCAUUACUCCUUAAUAUCUGACUUGACCUCCAAAGGACUUUUGUGUUUAGCAUUCAUUUUCAUGCCAACACAGAAUGUAUCCUAUAUUUUUAAAUUUGAAUUCCUGUACCAAAAUUAAGGUGGUCUGGCUUAUCAUAACAUAUAAAACAUAAUAAACAGUAAUUGCAUA